AUGGACAGGCAGAGCCAGUUAUCACAUCAACAGGAUCAUUUUUCAGCAGCCUUAAGAGGAGCUGAUGGAGAGGAUGAGACCUACACGUUCCAGAGCUCCUGCCCCGGCCUGUACCAGUGCAGGCUGACUGGCCUGGUGUUUCACAUGGAAAGAGGGGGGGGGGAAGUGCUUUACAGAUUCGCCCCUUGGAACAGGAAGCUUCUAGCCCAGCAUCACAAGAAGCCUGCAGGUCCCCUGUUUGACAUCAAAUGUGAGCCACAGUCAGUGUGUCAGCUGCACCUCCCACGCUGUGAGAUCCGCUCCACAGGAGCAUGCCACUACUUGUCCGUUGCUUAUGUGAGAGAGGAGGACAUUGACUUUAUCCCCCCUCACAAGGUAACAGAAACUCAUGUUAUUAUAAACAUCACAGGGUUUUCUGGUUUUGGGAACGUUAAGGAUGAAGACUCGCCACGACCCGUCCGGGCGCAGGUUCUGCUGUUCUACAGGCCCCCAGCUGAUCCUAAUCCCACAUCCAUCUUAAAUGUGCUGUUGCUACCCAGAAACUUCAUGAUCAAGGAUGUGCAGCGCAAAAGGAAGGAGAUAGUUGGUGAAGAGACCUACAUAGAAACACCCCCCCACUGUAAACUUCAGCCAGAGCAGGAGUACACUCUGUCCACUCGCCCUCAAGACGACUCAGUUCGAGUUCAACCAACAGAGGCAGAGUUUUACUGUGACGACUAUGACAACUUCCACCCAUCAUUCCAGUGUCUGGGAAAGAAGAGUAUGUCUCUCCUCCUCUGGAGUGAGAAGGUCCUGUGA
Eleginops maclovinus (Patagonian blennie) is the source of this 798-nucleotide messenger RNA. RefSeq names its product caspase recruitment domain-containing protein 8-like. Lineage: Eukaryota; Metazoa; Chordata; Actinopteri; Perciformes; Eleginopidae. The record is from RefSeq and is a predicted model, not a curated record.